Molecule: messenger RNA, 1145 nt
Organism: Aaosphaeria arxii CBS 175.79
Lineage: Eukaryota; Fungi; Ascomycota; Dothideomycetes; Pleosporales
Product: Thg1-domain-containing protein
Exons: 1
Coding region: 43-852 (269 amino acids)
Biological process (GO): tRNA modification
Molecular function (GO): magnesium ion binding; tRNA guanylyltransferase activity
Source: RefSeq, a predicted model, not a curated record
CACUUUUCUUCAUCAUACAAAUCACACAAACAUCGAGCAAAGAUGGCAGACCAAUCAGAGCAUAAGGCACCAACAUUAGCAGACCGAAUGAAGAGUUACGAAGCAGAAUUCGACUUCACACUUCCGUCAAAUGCCCCAAUAAUAAUUCGUCUCGAUGGGCAUGGAUUCUCUCGUUUCACGGCACAUUUCUGUCGGCCGUUCGACCAGCGCAUACACGAUGCCAUGGUAUCAACAUGCACCGACCUGCUAAAAUACUUCCAACAAGCAACCCUUGCAUAUACCCAAUCCGACGAAAUAACAUUGGUCUUCCCAGCCGGUGUCCAGUCCUUCAAUGAAAGAGUGCAGAAACUAGGCAGUCUCGCAGCGAGUUACUGCUCCGUCCGGUUCGGCGACCACCUACGUAAAUUGCUAGCCGCCAACCCGGAGCCCCAAGUCAAGGAGUCGGCACACGACGCUAUAGCGUCUGCGCACUUCGAUGCUCGGAUAUUCGCAGUUCCAUCUGUUGAAGAGGCAUUGAAUUGCGUGUUGUGGCGGUGUCGAGGGGAUGCCAUGAGGAACUCUGUCAGCGGGUUCGCGCGCACUCUGUUGUCUGAUAAACAGAUACACGGACGAACAAGGCUUGAGGUGAUAGAGAUACUGAAGAAUGAAAAAGGGGUUGUUUAUGAAGAUGCCGUACCGAAAUGGGCGGUGGAGGGUAGCUUGGUCAAACGUGAGCAAGUCCAGCACGAAGGUACCAAUCUCAAGACUGGUGAACCGGUGGUCGCGUUGCGGACGAAGAUACGGGUGGAGGAUCGCGGAAUAACAGAGUUCAGCGAGGAGAAUCUGCGGCUUGUUGUAGAUAAGUUUUGGUGAAUUUUCACUGUUUAUUAGUCCCUCAAGCCAAUGGAAAGAAGGAUUGGACUUUCCUGAGUUUGGCUAUACAUUUCUUACUUUUGCUCUCUCUCUCUCUGUCUUCUUCGUAUCACUGUCCAGAAUGCAUGCGGGAGGUAAUGAGCUGCGCUACUCUCUUGAGUAUAUGAGGCGUCCUUUUUCGAAUAAAAGAGAACUAGCAGGUUGAUAUCUAACCCAGGCCUUAAGUAAUGUAUGUAUAUACGUAUAUAUAUGACGUACGGCCGUGACAGUAAAAAGAAAUGCGGGUUUCCUCC